Messenger RNA from Knipowitschia caucasica, 969 nucleotides. The record is from the annotation of a GenBank genome assembly. NCBI's taxonomy places the organism in Eukaryota, Metazoa, Chordata, Actinopteri, Gobiiformes, Gobiidae.
AUGGACACAGUGCUGGACGUGGACGCGCUGGCCCAUGGUCUGGCGAACCUGUCCAUGUUCCCCUACUUUGACAUUGCGCACUACAUCGUGUCUGUGAUGUCGCUGAGGGAGCAACCAGGGGCCCUGGAGGUGUCCCGCCUGAGUCCCCUGGCCUGCUGGUUCAGCUCCAUGCUCUUCUGUUUCGGGGGCGCGGUCCUGUCGGGCGUCAUGCUGGCGGAGCCUCCUGUGGCGCCGCUCUCUAACGGCACCGGGGUCCUGCUCGCCACGCUCAUCUGGUACCUGGUGUUUUACUGCCCUGGGGACCUGUUAUACUGCUGCACCGCCUUACUGCCCCUGAGACUGGUGCUGUCCGGGAUGAAGGAGGUGACCAGGACGUGGAAGGUUCUGGGAGGAGUGACCCAGGCCCACAGCAAGUACAAGGACAGUCUGCUGGUGAUGAUCGCCAUCGGCUGGGCCAGAGGAGCAGGAGGAGGUCUGAUCAGUAACUUUGAACAACUGGUGCGAGGCGUGUGGCGCCCGGAGACCAACGAGCUCCUGAAGAUGACCUAUCCCACAAAGAUCACGCUGAUUGGAGCGGUUCUGUUCGCGCUGCAGCAGACGCAGUAUUUCCCGGUUCAGAAGCACCACCUGAUGCUCGUCUACACCGUCUUCCUCGUCGCCAACAAGUCCCGGAUGAUGCUGACCGGCUCCUCUGCCUCGCCCUUCGCUCCCAUCGAGUCUGUGAUCUACAAGACCCUCUUCUUGGGCUCUCCUUACGCUGCUCUCACCGGGGGCCUCCAGGACUCCUGCAUGGGCCACGACGCCUCCACCUCCACCUCCACCUCCUCUACCUCUACCUCCUCCUCCAAGAACAGAGCAGCAGUGAAGAAGCGUCCUGCAGCCUCUUCAGACCAGGGGAAAAAUGGAUCCCUCCAAACCAGAGACCAGAACCAGGACCAGGACGCAGGAAGUAACAAGAAAUCUGAUUAG